GCACUCCUCCGGGACGUCCGCCCUUCCCAGGUCUUCCUUCCUCGCUCAGGACAAAUGGCUCCCAGCGCUGUGUUCUUGGCGCCUGACAGUCUGCUGACAGCAAAAGAGAAAAAUAAACUCAGGAAGCCGGUGGUGGAAAAAAUGCGCCGUGACCGGAUUAACAGCAGCAUCGAGCAGCUCAAGCUGCUCCUGGAGAAGGAGUUCCAGCGGCACCAGCCCAACUCCAAGCUGGAGAAGGCCGACAUCCUGGAAAUGACYGUCAGCUACCUGAAGCAGCAGAGCCAGUUGCAGAUGAAGACUGCAGGAUGCUUCCGUAAAAGCUCUCAGUUUGACUUCAGAGAGGGCUACUCUAGAUGUCUGCAAGAAGCUUUCCAUUUCCUCUCUCUGCAAAAGGUCCAAGCAGAGACACACACCAAGCUUUUAAGCCACUUCCAGAAGAGCCAGUCCGCUGCUCCAGAGCUCGUCUUUUCGUCUGGCAAUCACAGCACCCCAAAGCAAGGAUCUCUGAAGGACACCAAUACCCUCUGGAGGCCCUGGUAGUCAGGGAAGUGCUUCCUUCAUGGACCUUUGCCUUUUAGAGUCCAGAGGAAGGAUCUGACUGCAUCUGAUAGUCCAGCUCUGAUCCUCUCUUCCGUAGGGAAUAUUAUUUUCCCAUGUAUUUUAUUUAUGUAUGGAAAGAAUGGAAUACUUUUGACUUUUAUGGGAUCUUUGGCAAAAGUUGAGGCAUUCUGUUGAGUGGUGUUGAUGCUGCGUGGGCACCGGUGGUAACAGUAUGCGCGGCAUGUGGCCCGGGCAGGGGCAAAUGUCUUCAUAAUGAAGGAGGUAUUUUUGUAUAUGUUACACUGUGACAGAAGGGAAUUGCUGUAGGA
This is a messenger RNA of Nothoprocta perdicaria, 869 nucleotides long. Its product is annotated as transcription factor HES-5-like. Gene Ontology annotation, molecular function: DNA-binding transcription factor activity, RNA polymerase II-specific; RNA polymerase II cis-regulatory region sequence-specific DNA binding; protein dimerization activity. Gene Ontology annotation, cellular component: nucleus. The coding region runs from base 55 to 540 and encodes 161 amino acids. The transcript has 3 exons. The record is from RefSeq and is a predicted model, not a curated record. Lineage: Eukaryota; Metazoa; Chordata; Aves; Tinamiformes; Tinamidae. Gene Ontology annotation, biological process: anterior/posterior pattern specification; regulation of transcription by RNA polymerase II; regulation of neurogenesis.